This is a messenger RNA of Rotaria socialis, 1917 nucleotides long. NCBI's taxonomy places the organism in Eukaryota, Metazoa, Rotifera, Eurotatoria, Philodinida, Philodinidae. The record is from the annotation of a GenBank genome assembly.
AUGCCGAGACCAAAAUAUUGCCAAUAUCCAACGAGACACGCAGCGUCUACAUCAGGAGCAAAAGGAGUUAGAGUAGUCUCAUUGAAAUUAUCCAUGUUUUUAAUCAGUCGAUAUGGUAUCACGGAUACUCGUGUUCAUUGGCUCUGUCCUAGAUGUCAUACAUUGGAAUCAAGUGAACUAAAAAUUCAUCAACCAAUGCGAAUCAACAACAAUCGAAGCCUCACUGAUGAUGGAUAUACGGUAGAAGAUAUUUCUUCUGGUGAAGAUGAUGAUGAAGAAGUCUCGUAUGACACUCUGGAAGAUGAGGAUAAUGCUUACAUGAAUGAUAGCAUGGAAGGUGAUACAAAAGACAACGAUGAAGGAACUGAUGCUGAAUCAAUGGAUGAAGAAUCAGAUUAUGUUUCUUAUGAUCUCGAAUAUCAAAAAAAAAAAGCAAUAGAGAAAUUAUCCACUAUCUUCCGAUUAUUGGAUAUAAAACCAAUUCACGAUAAAGUGACUGUUCGUCCCAUUCGUGCUAAAAUCGAUGAAGUAUACAGAUAUCUUCAUGGAUUAUGUGAUGUGUUAGAAGGACAAUCUCAAGAUCAACGUAAUGCAAGUCUACAUAAUUUGCUGCUUAGUGAAUCAAACGAGCAUUUGGGUGGUCUGAAAAGGUUGUUCGAUGAAAGCGAUGACAAAGAACAAGUCCGUUUGAUGACAAUCGCACCUCAACAAUGGGACCGAAAACAAGUCGAAAAAUGGUAAGUUAUUUAUCCUUAGUAUUUUCCAUCAGUAAUCAUCAUUUUAUUUGAUUAUCUUUCACUUGGCAGUUUUCUAUUGUUAGGUUUAAUUCAGGACAAAACCAGGCUUGUCGAUCACUCGUUCUGAGAAAAAACGGGGGAGUUUUAGCUUAUCCACAGUGCUUACGAGGAAAUUUGCCUUAAUUCGAUGCAACAUUUGACGCUGUGGUUAAAUUUUACUGCGAAGAUGAUAUAAGUCGAGUGUCAUCUAAUGUCAAAGACACGAUCCUCAUCAAUAAACAACCAGUACCGGUUCGAUUUAUGGAAAUGACAGUCUUAGAUGCUUAUCGAAUAUUCAACGAAAGACAUUCUAAUGCUGUAGCACGAUCGACUUUCAACUCACUUCGACCUCGAGAAGUCAAAAUAGCCUCACCACAUGAAACAUGUAUGUGCACUACCCAUGAAAACAUGGAUCUUCUUUUAAAGGUUUGUCCGUAUUGUCAAUGAUAUUGAUUCACUUCUAAUGUCCGACUCAUAAUAAGCUUGGAACAACUACUAUCAAAAGUAUAUUAAAAAACCUUCUACAGGAAACGAUGGCAAGUUCAAUCUAAAGGAUCUCAUCUCUCGAAUGAUUUGCACGACUGAAACAGAAGAUUGCUUUAAUGGAACAUGUGAGAACUGCCAAGAAGAAGGAAUUAUCGACAUUCUCAUCGGUAACAGUAUCAUUGGCAUCGACGAUGAAUGUUCGUGGACGAUGUGGAAGAAAAUGAAAAACAAAUUCGACCUCCAACACAUAAUCGGCUCAGUUGAUUCUCUUCUAACUACGAUCGAAGAAAGUUGGCCGGCAUUUCUUAUCCACACCUAUUAUAACAGACAGCAACGUGAUUAUAUCAAGAAAUUGCGCACCCGGUCAGUGAACAAACCAUUUAUCGUCGCUCAUAUCGACUUCUCGAUGAACUACACACUCAUCCGCCAGCGUGAGGUGCAGCAGGGCUUCUUCAGUCAUCAUCAAGUCACAUUGUUCACUAUCCAUCUGACUAUUACACAAAAGCAUCGCAACUUAGCGAUAAUUAGUGAUCACCCUAGUGAAAGUACUCAUCAAGCGAGUACGACUUUACAGCAUGAGUACUCAGAUUACUCGAGUGAGUACUCAAAAAAAUUCCCGAGUAUUUUCACUCAUUAAGUACUCUCAGUAGUACUU